Molecule: messenger RNA, 1182 nt
Organism: Exserohilum turcica Et28A
Lineage: Eukaryota; Fungi; Ascomycota; Dothideomycetes; Pleosporales; Pleosporaceae
Exons: 3
Coding region: 1-1182 (393 amino acids)
Biological process (GO): arsenite transport; antimonite transmembrane transport
Cellular component (GO): plasma membrane
Molecular function (GO): antiporter activity; arsenite transmembrane transporter activity; antimonite transmembrane transporter activity
Source: RefSeq, a predicted model, not a curated record
AUGGAUCCGAUUGAACGUAGCAAAACACAGGAUGAGAAGGAGGCAAGAAGAAGAAGAGACGAUGAAGAUUUGGAAAAGGGUAAUGAUGAUGCGCAUGGAAUGAAAAGUAAUGUGGGCACUGCAGGACUCGAUGAUGAGGAUAAACAGCUCCCACCGCUGAAAGCUCUCUCGUUCCUGGAUCGAUUCUUGGUCGUGUGGAUCAUAUUGGCCAUGGCCAUAGGUAUCGUUAUAGGCAACACAGUCGACUCGGUGGGGCCUGCAUUGCAGAAAGGCGAGUUUGUCGGUGUGAGCAUACCCAUAGCCAUUGGACUGCUCGUCAUGAUGUACCCGAUACUGUGCAAGGUCCGCUAUGAGACACUGCACCUGCUUCUCAACUCAAAAGCGCUGUGGAUUCAAAUCGCCGUCUCUUUCGUCCUCAACUGGAUCAUGGCCCCACUCUUCAUGGUCGGCCUUGGCUGGGCUUUCUUGCCAGACCGGCAGGAUCUGCGCGAAGGCCUGAUCUUCGUUGGCAUUGCCAGAUGCAUCGCCAUGGUGCUCAUCUGGACGGAUCUUGCACAGGGUGAUGGCGACUACUGCGCGGUGCUCGUCGCCUUCAACUCUAUACUACAAAUUGUGCUGUUUGCGCCGUUCGCCAUCUUCUACGUCGAGGUUGUUAGUCAUGGCCAAAAGACGACGGUGUCAUACGAGGGCGUGGCGCAGAGCGUGGGAGUGUUUUUGGGGAUCCCUCUUGGUGCAGCAGUCGUGACAAGGCUGGCUUUGAGGACGGUGUUGGGAGAGGAUCGGUACCAAGGCCGCUUCAUCCGAUACAUUGCACCCUUUUCGCUCAUGGGGCUGAUCUACACCAUCAUCGUGCUCUUUGCGAGUCAGGGUGCGCAUGUCGUCCGACAGAUUACCGACGUGCUUCGCGUUUGCGCGCCACUGCUCGUCUACUUUCUGGUUGUUUUCACAAGCACCGUCUGGUUCUGCUGGAAGAUGGGCUUCGGGUACAAGGUCAGUUGCACGCAAAGCUUCACGGCGGCGAGUAACAACUUUGAACUGGCGAUUGCAGUCGUCGUGGCCGUGUACGGUGCUGGAAGCGGACAAGCCCUGGCCAGUACUGUAGGGCCUCUGAUUGAAGUACCGGUGCUUGUAGUGUUGGUAUACGUCUUGAAGUGGAUCCGUGCGAGAUGGCAAUGGGCCUAG